AUGUCAGCCGAAAGAAGCACGGAUAUCAACGGCAAGGCGCCAGUCCACCAACCUACGGACUCUGCCCGCGAAGCAGGCUUGGUUAAUGUGCAACCAGCGCGCCUGGGCGAUCUGCAACCCAAAUACGCGCAGCAAAUCCAGCAUGGUGAUGAAAAUCCCGAUGCGCAUGGGUGGUACGCGUCAUUCAUUCACGGACUUGGAGAAUGCAUCGGAUGUCUGGGUGCUAUUCCAUGCUGCAUCUGCUGUCCCAAUCCAUUCAAACCAGUUGCACAAGGUGAAGUUGGCUUGAUCACAAGAUUUGGACGAUUCGAACGCUCCGUCGACCCCGGUCUGGUUAAAGUGAAUCCGCUGAGCGAGCACCUUACGGCGGUGGACGUUAAGAUCCAAAUCGUCGAAGUACCCCGCCAGAGUUGCAUGACCAAGGACAACGUCAACCUAAACCUGAGUUCUGUGAUUUACUACCAGAUCAUCUCUCCCCACAAGGCCGCAUUCGGUAUUUCCAAUGUACGACAGGCGCUUGUGGAGCGCACUCAGACUACACUGCGUCAUGUCAUCGGUGCGAGAGUUUUGCAAGACGUAAUUGAACGUCGUGAAGAGAUCGCUCAGUCGACCUCGGAGAUAAUUGAGGACGUUGCUGCUGGAUGGGGUGUCCAGGUUGAAUCCAUGCUUAUCAAGGACAUUAUUUUCAGCAGCGACCUGCAGGACUCACUUUCUAUGGCGGCGCAAUCCAAGCGUAUCGGUGAAAGCAAGGUCAUUGCUGCUCGUGCUGAAGUCGAAUCCGCCAAACUGAUGCGUCAGGCCGCUGAUAUCUUGUCCUCCGCGCCUGCGAUGCAAAUCCGCUACCUUGAGGCAAUGCAGUCCAUGGCUAAGACAGCCAACAGCAAAGUAAUCUUUUUGCCGGCAAUGAACCAGACCGUGCAGCAACAGAUGGCUACGGCUGAAAGCGCUGGCGAGGGACCUAGCCGGUACGGACAAGCCGAUGAUGGAUUCCAGCGUGCAAUGAAUGCGCGCGUGGUCGAAGAUAUCUGA
Molecule: messenger RNA, 1029 nt
Organism: Aspergillus ibericus CBS 121593
Lineage: Eukaryota; Fungi; Ascomycota; Eurotiomycetes; Eurotiales; Aspergillaceae
Product: slipin family protein
Exons: 4
Coding region: 1-1029 (342 amino acids)
Cellular component (GO): plasma membrane
Source: RefSeq, a predicted model, not a curated record